Molecule: messenger RNA, 1395 nt
Organism: Alternaria ethzedia
Lineage: Eukaryota; Fungi; Ascomycota; Dothideomycetes; Pleosporales; Pleosporaceae
Exons: 5
Coding region: 1-1395 (464 amino acids)
Source: RefSeq, a predicted model, not a curated record
AUGCGCGACAUCGACUGCAUCAAAGGCAACGAGAAGCUUCUCGAUGACUUGAGCAAAUGUGUCUUGGCUAGCUCGGCGAAAAGGUUUCUUACUGAGUUGAUGGAUGCGCCCAUUCGCAACAAGACGAAACAAGGCACAGUCACUACAAUAGUCUUUGGAGUACUAUCCUUGGGAGCCUACAUUCUACGCGUAAUUGCACGCCUUCCCUGGUUCGGCGGAAAUUGGGGCAUCGACGAUUGGGUUAUGACUGCGGCCAUCAUACUCAUCAUCCCGCUCACGAUAUGCGCGUACCUUCUGAACCUUUUGGGGUUGGGUACGGAUAUGUGGAUGGUGUCUUUCGAAAACAUCACCAAGAUUCUUGAGAUCUUCUACUAUACGGAGCUUCUCUACCUUGCGUCGAUCGCAUUGACUAAGAUAGCAGUCUUGCUCUUCUACCUCCGCAUCUUCCCUCACCAGGGCCUCCGACGCGUCAUCCACGUUACUAUCGUGAUCUGCAUCAUGUACAUCAUCGCGUUCGUCACAGCGACCGCACUGCAGUGUAUUCCGAUACGCAUUGCGUGGGAACACUGGGACGGCGAGCAUCACGGAAAAUGCAUCAACCUUAACGCCGAUGCCUGGGCUUCUGCCGCCGUCAACAUCCUUCUCGAUCUAGUUGUCAUUGUUAUACCCAUGAGAGAGCUCAGCAAGCUCGCCAUGACCCGUCGACGCAAGUUUGGCAUCAUGUGCAUGUUCCUCGGUGGAGGCUUCGUCACCAUCGUCAGCAUCCUCCGCCUCAAAUACAUGAUCCAGUUCGCGCAAACCACCAACGUAACCUGGGACUAUCUACCCAUCGGAUACUGGUCCGCCAUCGAAGCCCACGUCGGCGCCAUCGUCGCCUGCGCACCCGCAAUUCGCCAACUACAACGUUCCAUCCGCGAACGCAUCUGGCCCAAACAGAAGACACCAAGUCAAUACUACUACGCAGAGAACUCAGGCAACAGCAGCAAGAAGAACAACGGCAGCAAAGACCUCAAGUCCCGCAUCUGGCUACCAAAGACCGAUCGCUCCCAACUGAGCACUCUGGGCCGGAGUAAGAUGGACAAAGACGACUUCGUCCGCCUAGACGAGUACGAGAUGGGCGUUGGCAUGGGCGGAAAAGACGGAGUCCUCACAGAUAGGAAUUCGCCGGAGAACUCAUCGGAUGGAUCACUGGAUCGGUCGUUCAAAUCGAAUGAGGAUGUGCAGCCGUUGGCCGAUGUUGCGGCGCCGGCGCCGGUGGUGGGCUCCCCAAUGGGAGGCAUCAUGGUGCAGUCAGAAUACAGUGUUGAUCGGGGGAGCUCGCAUCCGAGUUUGCAGGCUUUACCACCGAUUCAGCAUAAGAAGGAGAAGUCGUUGGAUGCGAGGAGGUGGCUUUGA